Stylonychia lemnae is the source of this 156-nucleotide messenger RNA. Lineage: Eukaryota; Ciliophora; Spirotrichea; Sporadotrichida; Oxytrichidae. The record is from the annotation of a GenBank genome assembly.
AUGGCUCCUGCAGAAGUAAUCAGCAAAAUAUUAAAUGGAUCAGUAGAGAAAGUUGUGGUUUCAAGGGACAAAGCUAUUGGUGAAAUGCUUCCGUCUUUGAAGCUAAUCGCUGAGACUGAAAUGUAUGAAAAAAUGGUUAAAAUCAUUGUCCAUUGA